This is a messenger RNA of Trametes versicolor FP-101664 SS1, 1689 nucleotides long. RefSeq lists its product as uncharacterized. The record is from RefSeq and is a predicted model, not a curated record. Bases 1 to 1689 code for a protein of 562 amino acids. The transcript has 4 exons. Lineage: Eukaryota; Fungi; Basidiomycota; Agaricomycetes; Polyporales; Polyporaceae.
AUGCCUUCACAGGACCCAUCGGACGUCAGCCUCGUAGAUGGCCAGAACGCGGACGGUUCAAAACGCUCGUCUGUGUUGGAUGAGCUUGCAGAUCGAUCUAUGCGAAACAUCGCAGCAGAGUUGUCGAUACUUCGCCAGGACAACGCCCUACUACGGCAGGAUAGCCAACGACUGAAGAAACUCGUGGAAGAGAUGAGCUUGGAGAUGGCUCUUCUGCGAAAAGAGAACACCGCUUUCAAAGGAGCCUCGCGGUACUUCAUAGAGGAGAAUAAAGGGAGGCGCCUCAUCCUGGUCUGCAAGUGGUGGUCAGGGCGAGCGACGGAGUUGUUCUACGAAGACAUCGCGCUCCGGCGGAUGGGCCAAAUUCUUGCGCUCGCAGACGUGCUCGCUGUCAACCAGGCGGCGCGCAAGAACCUCGCGCAGCUGAUCAAGAGCAUCCGGCUGGAUGCGUGCGUGAUCCUGGGGCCGUGCGCAGACGUCGCCCGCGAGGCUUUGCAGUCGAUCUUCACCCUGUGCACGGCGCUCCAAACGUUCGAAUACCACCCCGCGAAGAAUUUCUGUACAGCAAUUACGCCACCACCUGAAGACGACUCCGGCGUGUUCAAUCCAGCCUGGUUCGUCGACAGCACCUUCGGAUCAUUCCAAGUCGCCUUCCAGGAGCGAGUUGCGGGACUCGUGGUGCUCGACAUCGCGAUGCCCUUCACACAUAAGCAAGUCGCGCAUUUGCAUGAGCUUCUCUCCGUUGCUGUGCGCCUUGAGACUCUAAAACUGGGCCCUGUGCAAGACACGGAGGCUGAGGAGGAUUAUCUGGGCCCUUUGCGCGUCGUGCAACUCCCACAGCUGAAGGAGCUCUAUGUCCCCAAUGACGAGGCGCGCUUCGUUAGGUACCUCUCCAGGACCUGGGAGAUGCCCCUGUUGGAGCGACUCACGACGCGCCAUGCCUCCUCGAUCCCAUCCACGCUGCUUGCAGCACACGGCAGACGUCUCCUCUACCUGCACGUCUAUCCAUCCAAGAUCGAGUCGGCGGCCGCCGGUGUCGAUUUCAAACGUCUGACGGAGCUGUGCCCCCUCUUGGAACACCUCGUACUACCACGCCUAGUACAUCAUAACCACUGGAGGGCCCCACAUGCGCUGAGGGUGCCGCUGGGCGCCCUGCGGUUCUUGCCUACAGACCUCCUGCACGUGGACCUCCCCGCGAUAUGUGACCCCAGGACCCCAUUGGGCGACGAGGCCGGGCGCAAAGUAUACUUCCCUGGGAUGCGCGCCUCGUGGUCGAAACACCGCAUCCUCCACGAUCGCGGACUCUACGCGGGCGAUGACGAGCCGGGGGACUACUACGUGGAGAGCGAGGAGUCCGACUCCAACUCCGAGAACUCGGACGACGAGGAUUCGUCCAUUGGGCCGGACACAGACGAAUCCGAGAAUUUAUCGACCGAAGAGGACAUGAACGACAUCGAAGAGGAGGAAGGAGAUGAUGCGGACAACGUGAAGUCAGAGGAUGGGGAUGGAAGCGAGCCAGAGGGCAAUGGAGGGGGCGAGGCCCAAGAGGACGGCGGCGAGGGGGUGCGCGAGUCUGGUGAGCGCGAGGAGGACAUCUCGGAGAACGAGUCGGACUAUUGGCAGCCCGACGAGCAGCUCGAUCGCGACACCGUGUUGGAGAUGUUCAUGGCGAGCCGUGACGGCGAUUAG